Messenger RNA from Oryza brachyantha (malo sina), 1504 nucleotides. RefSeq names its product probable signal recognition particle 43 kDa protein, chloroplastic. The coding region runs from base 68 to 1255 and encodes 395 amino acids. The record is from RefSeq and is a predicted model, not a curated record. The transcript has a single exon. Lineage: Eukaryota; Viridiplantae; Streptophyta; Magnoliopsida; Poales; Poaceae. Gene Ontology annotation, molecular function: protein binding.
CCCUCCGCUCCGCUCCACUGCCACUCGCGCCAUCGCGCUAUCGCGCAGCCAGUCUCCUCUCACUUCAAUGGAGGCUGUUCUACGACACCCAUCCCUUUCCCGCCUCAAAACUCCCAACCCCAACGGAACCCCCGCCCUUUCCGUCACCGUCCCUUUCCGCCUUCGCCUCCCCAAGCGCCGGCUCACCGCCGCGGCGGUGUUCCAGGACCAGACCAACCCAAGAAACCCAGCAAGCAAGGGAGGCGACGACGACGAGGCGUACGGCGAGGUGGACCGUAUCGUGUCCAGCCGCACCGUCAAGAACCCGGUGUUCGCGGAGGACGGCUCGGCCACCACGGUCACCGCCACGGAGUACCUCGUCGAGUGGAAGGACGGGCACGAGCCUUCCUGGAUUCCGGCGGAGGCCAUAGCGGCGGACGUCGUGGCGGAGUACGAGACGCCUUGGUGGACGGCCGCCAAGAAGGCGGACGCGGCGGAGAUCACGGCGCUGCUCGCGGACGAGACGCUGCGGCGUGACCCCGACGCGGAGGACGCGCAGGGGCGCACCGCGAUCCACUUCGCCGCUGGGCUGGGAUCCGAGGAGUGUGUGCGAGCUCUCGCCGAGGCCGGGGCCGACGUCGGCAGGCCGGAGCGCGCCGGCGGCGGGCUCACGCCGCUGCACAUCGCGGUCGGGUACGGGCGUGCGGCGGCCGUGCGCGCGCUGCUGGAGCUGGGUGCCGAACCUGAGGUCCCCGACGGGCAGGGCCGGACGCCGCUGGAGCUGGUCCAGGACGUGCUUGCGAAGACUCCCAAGGGCAACCCGGCGACGUUCGAGAGGCGGCUGGCGCUGGAGGCGGCGGCGAAGGAGCUGGAGAAGGCCGUGUACGAGUGGGGCGAGGUGGAGAAGGUGGUGGACGGCCGCGGCGAAGGCAAGUGGCGGGAGUACCUGGUGGAGUGGCGCGACGGCGGCGACAGGGAGUGGGUGAAGGCGGCGUGGGUGGCGGAAGACCUGGCGAAAGACUUCGACGCCGGGCUGGAGUACGCCGUCGCCGAGGCCGUCGUCGACAAGAGGCAGGCGGCGGACGGGGAGGGGAAAUGGGAGUACCUUGUCAAGUGGGUGGACAUCGAGGAGGCGACGUGGGAGCCCGCGGAGAACGUCGACGCCGAACUCCUCCAGGAGUUCGAGCAGUGGCAAUCUGGCGCGGCUGCCGGCGGCGGUGCUGCGCCGCCAACUGAGACGGUCGCCGGGAACAGCGUUACGCCGGGAGAUGUUUGAUUCUUCCUGGUUUUGCGGUGUUUGGAUAAUGUGCUUAUGCUGGUCCAUGUAUGAUGUAUCAUUAGCGAUUUGAUAAUUUUUUAGCUGAACGAAACUUUUGCCUCGGAUUGUAAUUUGAGAAUAUGCGAGCUUCAGAAAAUGGAAACAAAAUUUCUAUUUCUCUUUAAUUGCAACAGAAAUGCUUGCCUUGCAGUAAGGCAGCCUAUCCCAUUGGGCCAUUGGAAGAAAUGCUGAAGCCAAGGAAUCUAG